Molecule: messenger RNA, 1390 nt
Organism: Aspergillus vadensis CBS 113365
Lineage: Eukaryota; Fungi; Ascomycota; Eurotiomycetes; Eurotiales; Aspergillaceae
Exons: 1
Coding region: 149-1129 (326 amino acids)
Source: RefSeq, a predicted model, not a curated record
GCUAGGCAAAGACCCGUGCAAGUGUCGGGCUGCUUAUCUGUGCGGCGCUGGGCGCCAAAUCGCCCGCCUGGGGGUAUUCUGCUCUCGAGUUCCCAGCAACACAGCAACUCUGUAGGUUACAAACAACUGCCGUACAGCUCGCACCAACAUGAGUUUUGUUCCGAGUGACCGGGUCGUCGAGACGAUUCCCAUGUCGAGGAGGGGGCAACCCAAGGACAGAAAGCCUAUCCAAGAUAGUCGACAAAACCCCGCUAUAGGAGCCAUUCCGUCUUUCCCGCCUUAUGAACCUUCCUCAGAACCACGAUCGGCUCGAAGGCGCCGGUCUUAUGAGAGGCCGCGUCCAGAAGUCAGGGUGUCCUCCCAUACGGAUUCAGAUUCUGAUCUCCCAUAUCGUCAUCAACGGCCCCGAGCAACAGGCACCAUCCAUCACGAUACAUCAUUCCCUACUCGACGUCCAGAGUUUACCAUUGUCGAUGUGCACUCAUCUGACACACAGCUGGACCGUGAGAUCCGCAAACAGCAGAAAGAGAUAGACCGGCUGGAGAAAGAAUUGCGUGUUCAGAGACUCAGAAUGGAGAUAGAGAGUGAUGUAGAGUUCGAAAACAAGAUUUCGGAGCGAUUAAAGAGACUGGAUGAGAUGGAAAGGGAAGAGGAGCGAACAAACCUGAAGAGAGCCGAAAGACGAGCCGAGGAGCAAUCCAAGAGGAAAGAAGAAAUCAAAGCUGCGUUACGCGAAAAGGAAUGGAAAGAGAUGAAGAAGAAGAAAGAAGAGGAGGGACUGCGGGCCCGGAUUAGGAAAGAGCUGCACGACGAAGAGAUUCGACGGAAAAUCGAAGAACGCGAACGUUUCAUUCACGAGAACAAGAUUCGGCGCGCUGCUAUUGAAGACUAUAAGUUGGCGGAAGAGCAGCGCCUUCUUGAGGAAGAAAGACAGAAGAGGCAGCUGAAAAAGGAGUAUAGAGCAGCCAUUGAAGCGGAGCUCGGGUAUUCCCUCGAGCAGGUGAAAGAUAUUCUCACCAAGGCGACAGGCAAGAAAGCCCAGAGACAGAGUCGGGGGCGUAGCCAAGCAUUUUCUGCAACUGUUCAUGAUGUCCCUAGUGGCGACGAGGCAGAUGUGGAAGCACCUUGAUUUGGCCGGAAGGUGGUCUCCUAUAGCCCUCUAUCUAUAUUAAGUAAUCCAGAUUACGAUGUACUGUGACCUCAGUAGUCUGACUCUUACAGCCCACAAUAUCAGGGCAUGGCUCAUUGUGCUAAGAAUUCGAAACUAGCCAUGCUAGGGUCUAGGAGGUUUUCAUCUAACCCAAACCCGUAUGUACCAACCAUAUCAUAGAUCAAAUCCGGUGGAGGAAACCCCUGGGCCAUGGCAUUGGCACCCCCAGGAACAUCACUA